Molecule: messenger RNA, 609 nt
Organism: Chrysochloris asiatica (Cape golden mole)
Lineage: Eukaryota; Metazoa; Chordata; Mammalia; Afrosoricida; Chrysochloridae
Gene: SPMIP3
Product: chromosome unknown open reading frame, human C1orf100
Exons: 6
Coding region: 1-609 (202 amino acids)
Source: RefSeq, a predicted model, not a curated record
AUGUCCUUCUUCCAGCGGAAAGUGAAAGGUAAAGAAGAGAAGACGUCAGAUGUCAAGUCAACUCAGCUCCUCCCCGAAAUAAAACGGGUGCAGACCGAAGCCCGCAUGCGUUACGGUUUGCAGGCCAUGUGUUACAGCUGGCAUCAUUCAGAUGAAGUGGCAGCUGCUGGAAUUAAGACACAGUUAAUUGCCUAUCUCUUUAAUUGCAAUGAUAGGAUUUUGACAAUUUGUACAUACAUUGUUCAUCAAGGAAAGGACCUUCCAGGCUAUUACCCCGGGCAGUUGGCAAGACUCCAUUUUGAUUAUAGUGCAAAGAGAUCUCCAAGACCUCUCAUAGACCUGACAAGUCCAGCCAAGGAAAAAAGUCACCCUCAGCCUCAAUUUGACCAACAAAGUCUCAUUCGAUACAUUUGUUUCCGAAGAAAUUCAAAGCCUGUGGAACCAUGGUAUAAAGAAACGACUUAUGAAAGAGACUAUUCUCUGCCAUUUUACAAGACUGGUUGGAACCAGAAAUUAGGCACAAUAUUAUCAAAUCCUAGAACACUUCAUUCACUGCCAGAACUCUGCUGUUGUGAAGAAAAAAGCAGCUUUGAAAGAAAGUGCUUUUAA